AGAGAGGGUCCUGGCGGCUGUGGGCCUCAGAAGUGGUCUAUACCUCAGUGAGACGGGUGCUACGGAAAUUGAUUUCAAUCGUAACAAGAUAUUACAACACGGGGGAGUUAACAAAAUACUUUGGAACGCCAUUAAUUUAAGCUGAGGUAGAGUAUAGUACAUGGCCUUGACGAGGCUUUGGGUGGUGGUGGUCCACACGACCAGGUGUGCAGUGCGUCCAGACUAGCAGGUGUGUGGUGGUCCAGACGAGCAGGUGUGUGGUGGUCCAGACGAGCAGGUGUGUGGUGGUCCAGACGAGCAGGUGUGUGGUGGUCCAGACGAGCAGGUGUGAGGUGCACCCCUGGGAGUACAUGGUGUGCCUCCUCCCGCCCCCAGACUACUGUAAAUCGUGUGUCGUCCUUACAAACGUGAGCUUCCCAAGACGGCAAGAGCAUGAGGGAUGAGGACAGGACAAACAGAAGGAUGGCGAUGUCGAGUCGGGCGAUGGACAUGGGGGACCCGUGUACGCCUAUGGCUUGGCAGCAGCGAGACCUCAACUACCAUCAGAGCGGCUUUCAGGACAGAUACGGACCAGGAGCAAUUGGGCGCGCCGGGCCACCGUCGACCAGCGACCGCCUGAGCCACCACACAGACAAGUCGUGGCGCACACAGCGUGACUCCCGGGACUCUAGCCAGCCACACCUGGUCCCCUACGCUGGCGGCUACCCGUCCGGCUCCAGCUCACAAUAUGCCACCCGCCCGCCACCUGCUCACUAUCCACCCUCACGCCCUUCGUACUCUAGCGGUCGCCCUCCUUCCCGCCCACACACACCUUCAGGAACUACGUCGUCAUCGUCAUCAUCAUCUAGUGAAGAUGAUAGUGAACAAGCGCCAGGACCUGGGAUGGCGAUUGGUACCAUGCCACACCCGAUAUAUGGCUACUACCCAGGAGGCUACCCACCUGGUCCCCCACAUCACCCGGCUUACCCUGGCACAUUGAAGUCUGCUCGUUCAGUGCCGGCCUUGGCCUUGGCCACUUGGGACGGCGAGCCCUGCCCUGUACAUGGCAGUGGACCCCUGUCCUUUCCUGGCCCGCAUGGCCCGCAUGGCCCAUUACCCCCUCCAGGGUACCCGCCCAUGAUGCCACACGGAGCCUUGUCACUGCCACCUCCGUCAGGGGCCUCUCGUCGUGUUAACUCCAUCUAUGAUAUGCGUCUUGCGUCACCGCCUGGCGCAAUGUACGGAACACUCCCAGGGAGGACCUUGCCAGCUGACCGACGAAGUCUCGCAGGUUCGGCCAUCCUUGGCCCUGCAGCUGCUGGGGCUCCCCCUGGCAUUCCUCCACACCUCCUCCCACCUAUGGCUCGGCCGCUCCCACUGGUAGUGGAUGAAAAGGGGAAUCCGGAACCUUUACCUGUUCGUAAAACUGCAGAUAAAAAUGGGACCCUUCCACCUGGAGUUGUAGCAAAAGUAGCAGCGUCAGUAGGACAGUUAGAGAGCGAGGCUGAGGAGAAGAACCGGGUGUGUUGCCGAGGUGGUGCGUGUGUGGCUUGGGUCAUCCUGGCAGUCAUAUGUCUGGGAGUCCUCCUGGCUGUGAUGCUCAGGUUUAUCUUAUAGACUUCUCUAGCAGUCGUAUGUGGAUAUACCUGGGGAAGUCAGAUGAUAAAUAUAUUUAAAAUGUAUACAAUGAAGGUUGGUUCAUGCACAUUCUGCAUGAAUAUGCAGAAAUACGUAUAUAUCCUGAAUAUGUAACAUAAUAAAAGUAAUUUAUAUUUAGCACUGUUAAAGACAACUGGUGAAUGAAAAUUCAACUACACGAACCGUGUAAAUGUAAAUACAGAGUGCAUUACAAUAAUAAUCUUUAACAUAAGUAACCUUGAAAGCGGGUUUCCGAAGAUCUAAUGAGAAGCGCGCAAAUUGUCCCUUUACAUCAACUGCAGUAAUUAGCAUUAAUCGACCAUCAAUUUUGACACUAGGAAUGAAUGUAUUUAUAUAUGUAGUGACUACAUAGACUUUAUAUUCUAGUAAGGAUUAUUUUAUAUACUUCUAAUAUAAUUAAUUGUAUGUAUUGUACAUUACCUUGUCUACUGUUCAUAUAUUGAUGAGUGGGCUGUCUGGCGUUGCUCGCCUUGCCUGCUUGAUAUACAAUGCUGCAUGUGCUUGACAGUGGCACUCGAGCCCUUUAUUAUUAAAGUACUGUACUCGUGUUGUAAUACUAAACAUCAUACUGUGGGUGUAACUGUAAUUACGGUACUCCCGUGUGUAUGUGUCUUACUUUUUCCCGUAAAGUCUACAGUGGAACUUUAGAUCAAAAUUUUCAUUAUGGACUUUAUAACUUGUAACUUGUCUUCAUGAAGUAUUGUUAUGAAAUGUAUAUAUACAUUUUAUUUUAAUAUAUUUUGUUGGCUACAUAUUUUAUUAAGGAUAUAUUUUGUAAUUUUUUUAAAAAUUGCCUGUAGGUGUAAAUAUUAUAAAAUGAGGCAUUAAAAAUUCGUAUUGAUCUAUCACUUCUUUUUUAUGGUGCCGGGUUUGAGGAAUUAAGUUGUACAUAUAUUGGAGCAAUAUAAAAAAUAAACAAAUAUAAGCAUGUCUUGAAUUUUCA
Molecule: messenger RNA, 2581 nt
Organism: Procambarus clarkii (red swamp crayfish)
Lineage: Eukaryota; Metazoa; Arthropoda; Malacostraca; Decapoda; Cambaridae
Product: atrophin-1
Source: RefSeq, a predicted model, not a curated record